This is a messenger RNA of Seminavis robusta, 894 nucleotides long. Lineage: Eukaryota; Bacillariophyta; Bacillariophyceae; Naviculales; Naviculaceae. The record is from the annotation of a GenBank genome assembly.
AUGAUGACAGUGCUUCCGACGCUUUUGCUACCUCUGUUGCUGGUUCUGGUAUUAUUAGCCUCUCCAGGACAAGGCUACCGAAAAGUUGGUUGGCCCUGUCGAGCAAUCUUUCAAUGCGAGAGCGAGUACUGCAAUAGCACACUCCAGUGUGACACCAAGAGGGCCGUGGGGCAAACCUGCGAGUUUCAUGAUGCCUGUGCUUCGGGACGUUGCAGUGGUGGGGUAUGCCAAGUCCCACAACCCGCAGGUGGUCCUUGUGCCGUCCAUGAGGAUUGCGAUGAAGGGUAUUGUGGAGAAUCCAGCACCUGCUUGGCAUGGAAGGAUCGAGAGAUUGAUUGUUUGGGAGACCAUGAAUGCCGUAGUGGAAGGUGCACUCGAAAUCCCUUGAAGUGCACCUUUACCGUCAAGGAUGGAGAGAUUUGUGGCAAAGAUAACGAUUGUGAAAUGAAACGCUGCAAGAAGGAUCGAGGGCUGAACCGGUGCUACGAUCGCAAAUGGAAUGAACACUUUUGUAACGACAACACUGACUGCUGGUCUCUUCGGUGUGAGGGCGUGGCUCCGGCACGUAACUGUACCGAGCCCGAAUGGUUGGGAAAACCCUGUGAUGAAGCAUCCGAUUGCUACAGUUUGUUUUGCAACAAGGAGCAAGGAAUCUGUGUGGCCAGUGCUGCUGAUGCUGGCUCGGACUAUGAGGUGAUUGAAGAUGCUCCUGGAGUUGUGGGAAGUGCGACUGUAGAUGCCGUCAACAAUGGGGGUGGAUCCGUGGAUAUCAGUGCUGGUGGCAGUGGUUCCGAGGUUUUUGAGGCGAAUGCACAGAGUAGUGCGGCUUGGGCUGUUUCGGUCGAGAGUGUAAUGUUGGUGGGGUGCACGGCACUGUUGGCAUUUCUCUAUUAG